Molecule: messenger RNA, 1418 nt
Organism: Helianthus annuus (common sunflower)
Lineage: Eukaryota; Viridiplantae; Streptophyta; Magnoliopsida; Asterales; Asteraceae
Exons: 1
Coding region: 147-1271 (374 amino acids)
Biological process (GO): chloroplast organization; regulation of DNA-templated transcription
Cellular component (GO): chloroplast
Molecular function (GO): double-stranded DNA binding
Source: RefSeq, a predicted model, not a curated record
AACUCGAACCCAAACACCUUCCUAAUCACAAUCGAAAAUCUUGAAACACCCCGUUAGGGUUUAUAUUUCAGGGGUUUUCUUCAACCCCAAAUUCCAUAACCUUCCUUCCUUCAAUCAAUUACAGAUCGUCAUCUUCUUCACUCACAAUGUUCACUCUCAUCUCCAAACAACUCACAUUUUCCGCCCUCAAAUCACCCUCCAUUCACCGUUCCCUAUCAUCAUCAACAACAACAACAAAUCUAAUCAACCACAACAACUCAUUCACAGUCUCAUACCUCAUAAACUCAUGUGGGUUCCCUUUAGAUAAGGCCAUUUCAGCCUCCAAGUUCCUCAACUUCAAAACCCCAGAUAAACCCGACUCUGUCAUCCAGUUUUUCAAAUCUCAAGGCUUUACACAACCCCAAAUUUCCCAUAUCAUCAGUAAGUUCCCUUUAGCCUUAUCUUGUCACCCUGAGAAAAACCUUUUACCCAAGUUUCAAUUUUUAACUUCGUUAGGCCUAACAAGUUCCGAUCUUGUGAAAAUAUUAACCGCCAGACCGAAAUCUUUAGGUAGAAGCUUAAAGAAUCAUUUAGAACCUUCCAUGAGUUUGUUACGAGAGUUGCUUCAGUCAGACGAUAGGACUUUGAUUGCAAUCAAGAGGUGUGCUUGGGUUUUGGAUUGGGAUUUUCAAGCGAAUAUGGUUCCGAAUAUGAAACUGUUACGCGAUGUUGGUGUGCCGGGGAGUAAGAUGAUGUAUGUGUUAACGUAUCAGCCUCGGGAUUUUAUGGUGGGUACGGAACAGUUUAAGAGUGUUGUGGAUGAAGUUGUGGGGAUGGGGUUUGACCCGACCAAGACGAGUUUUAUGUUGGCGGUUCACGCGAUUAGGUCGAUGACGAAAGUGAAUUGGGAGAAGAAGAUUGGGACGUAUGAGAAGUGGGGUUGGUCGAAAGAUGAGAUCUUGAUGGCGUUUAGGACGGAUCCGUGGUGUAUGAUGAAGUCGGAAGAGAAGAUUGAUACGGUCAUGGAUUAUCUUGUUAACAAGAUGGGGUUUGAGACGUCUGUUGUUGCCAAGAAUUCGUUGUUGAUUUCGUUGAGUAUGGAGAAACGGAUUAUUCCUAGAUGUGUGGUGUUUGAGUAUUGUUUGAAGAAGGGGUUAAUGAAGGAUAAACGUUCGUUUAGCUGGUGGUUGAGGUGUUCGGAAAGUAUAUUUGUUAAGAGACUGGAACGGUAUGAAAAAGAAGCGCCGGGUGUUCUGAAACUGUAUCGGAAAAAGAUGGAUCUUGCGAGUUAAGUUGAUCUCAUUUUUGUUGUGAUUUGUCGCUUGAUUCGUUAGAGCGUGAAUUUGCUUAUACUUUUGAUCACAGAUUCAAUGUGUGAGAUAUGAUCAUAUGUUAUUAACUUAUUAUAAUAAAGUUUUUGAUUGCUAGUUCAAUUCACA